UUCUCCUCCAACGUUGAACAGCAAAGUUGUUUCUGCCAUUUACACAAUUCUUAACCAAAGGCAGUGAGGCCAUUGCUUUCUUGUUGCUUGUGUUUGACUCCCUUUUUUUGUCUCAAGUUUUUGAACAGAGAGAAACAACCGUCGGUUGCUAGCCAAGCUUUGCAGCUUACAGCGUUUCGCCAGCCUCUGAUAUCCCUGGAUUUCUCCUAACCGAAUCCACCAUGAGCUACGGAUACAGUGGGAAUCAAAACCCGUACGACCAACGGGACAAUUACGACAGCCCCCCAAGCUAUAACAAUACCCCCUAUGGCGCUGGUGGCCGUGGUUACGCCCCAACUGGAGCCUCAGCAGUCGAGAUGGCUCCUCUAACGCAACAUGCUGGCUCAAUGGCCCGCGAAGACCCCAAUGCGAUCCGUAACGAGUGCCGUGAUAUCAGCAACAGUGUCCGCCAAGUCGAGAGCAGCCUGGAACAGAUCAAGGUGCUCCAAUCCCGAGUCCUCAGCGAUGUUGACAGCUCCUCGUCGAGCCAGUCCAACCGUCAGCUGGACGCCCUGACAACCGAGACCAUGGCUACUUACCGCUCUCUCGCUGAGCGUGUCCGUACUGUCAAAUCUAAGCCCGAGGGCCGAAGCGCCAUGAACAGUGGCCAUGUGGACCGAGUCGAUCGAGAGGUCAAGGCCGUCAUUACCAAAUACCAGACUGUCGAAUCCGAGUUCCAGGCCGCCGUCAAGCAGCAGAUGGGUCGCCAGUACCGUAUUGUUCGCCCCGAUGCUUCAGAUGAAGAGGUCCAAGCCGCGGUUGACGACACCGGCAACGGCCAGAUUUUCAGCCAAGCUCUGAUGCAAAGCGACCGCCAGGGCCGUGCCCGAGCUGCACUGAGCGCAGUCCAGGACCGACACAAGGAGCUGCUGAAGAUUGAGCAGCAGAUGACAGAGCUGUUCCAGCUCAUGCAGGAUCUCGAUACCCUGGUCGUCCAGCAAGACGCUGCUGUUGUACAGAUUGAGCAGAAGGGUGAGGAGAUUGUCGAGAAUCUCGACAAGGGUAAUGAGGAAAUCGCAGUGGCUGUCACUACUGCCCGAGCCACCAGGAAGAAGAAGUGGAUUUGCCUUGGUAUUGUUGUUGCCAUUAUUGUCAUCGUUGUCAUUAUUGUCGUCGUUUACUUCCUCGUUGUCAAGGGAACGAACAACAACAAGAAGCGAUCUCUGCUCGAGGAGGUUGCUGUACCAGCUGCUCGUCUUGUGGCUCGUAUGCCCUCAGAGGAUGAGAUUGCCCAACAGUUUGGCCGGAUAGCAAAGGGACGACUCCACUUGCCUGCUGUACCACAGUAAUGGCUGUAUCUGACGAGAUAGUGGAGACGAGCCUGAACGAAGGAUGAGUGAGAGAGCGGGAGAGAAGAGGUAUAAAAGGGGCACGCGCACACACACACGCACACACACACGUUUUGACUCCGUUUUUGUUGAAGACAUUGUAUAAAAGUAACUACCGACAUGUGGCAGGACCUUGUGCCCAUAUUUCUUUUGUUUACGCCUUUGGAUUUGGGCACCACACAAGGGCUAUGACAUUCCGGUGGUCGUUGAACGGGAACGAGCUCUGAGUUUUCUUAUGUUUCUCGAAGCACAGGGGAUGGCUGGUUGGAUUGAUUGUGUUUAGACGCCUUUACAGUUACUUUUUUUUUCCGCCAAUGCUUUUUUUGGUUGCUGGUUUUGGGAAGAAUAUUUUGGAGUUUAGCAUUUGAGGCGCUCAGCAGAAAGAC
Molecule: messenger RNA, 1753 nt
Organism: Trichoderma asperellum CBS 433.97
Lineage: Eukaryota; Fungi; Ascomycota; Sordariomycetes; Hypocreales; Hypocreaceae
Source: RefSeq, a predicted model, not a curated record